GUAAAACAGGUAUGUCAUGUCGUGUGACGUUUUGGCAGGGUGUUUGCCUGACAGGUACAUUUGGGUAGAUGUUUUACCUGUCGUAAAUUAGCACAAAAAAACUUUAUAAUAAACAAUUUAAUUAGCAUAUAAUAGCUCAUAGUAAUUGUUUAAGUUAAGGAAAGCCUGGGUGAGCGAGUUGUAAAAUAGAGGAUUAAAUAUUCAGUUUUUCACAAGUUUCGAGGCGGAAACACCAAAGACACAAGUUGUCGCUCCUGCUUGAGAAAUGCCAGGCUUGGCAGAGAUAUGUAUUGGCAUGCUGUCGCUGCUCCCUCUGGCUUGGGCCAGAGUAGUCUACAGCCACAAUGAAGUGUUCCUGGGACAACAGUCUGCGUCCUCGUACCUGUCUCGCUCGCUGCUCUGGAACAAAUGGGACCUGGAGCUGGUGACGCCAGACAGCCUUGAGAGGGAGUGCAUAGAGGAGGUGUGCACCUACGAGGAGGCCAGGGAGGUGUUUGAGGACACACCCCAAACGAAUGUAUUUUGGGACACAUAUUCCAGCAGUCACAAUACAGCUCCCAGAGUGGAUGUGUCGGGUCUAGUGGCAGGAAUCUUGGCUAUUCUAGUGUCUGCUGUCAUAGCCACGGUGCUGGGCUGCUACUGUUACAAGAACAAAGCUGGUAGGACGGCAGGCAGUGCUCCAGUGAGGAUGGUUGUGGCUGGCCAGCCUGCCCCAGAGACAGUGCCUCUGGCUGGGAUCAUCGCUCCAGGACUGCCCUCCUACGGCGAAGCCCUGACACGCAGUGGGCAGCAUGACGCGCCCCCGCCACCUUACUCUGGGGGGGCGCCAUCAGUACCUCCUGACCCAGCUGACAAUACUGAGAUUACUGCAAAUACUGAGGACACUGAGUGAAAAGGAGGAAAGGACAUUUUAAAAAGGGCCAUUCAUGAAGAGUGUGUGUGUGUGUGUGUGUGUGUUACAAGCAUCAAUUGGAGUUCUGGACAGUUAUAAGUGAGCACAGCUGUGAACAUUUCAACUCUUGUGAGUUGUUGAAAUAGAUACGGGAAAUGUCCAUAUAAUAGGAGAGCAUUUCAUUUUUUUUUAUUCGGGGGAAGAGGGGAGUUCAUAGGGGGGCAAGGCUGAAGGAUGUUAUAGAUAGAGAAAUGAAGGGAAUGGGAUGAAGACUUGUUAAGAGGUUACCUGUGAGAAAGAGAAGCAAUCUCUUGAUUGCAAAAUGCAUCAGACGGGGAUGAUUCCUGUAUUUGAAAGUUACAGAUCUUGACAACUUGAUUGAUGACAAGCAAAACAUUUUGGGACUAUUUCAACAAUGGGCUAAUGGAAUUUCCUUUAAUAUGUAUAAACUAGCAGAUGGUAUAGAAUUUAGGUCAACAUGUUGGCUAAUGUUUGUUUUAUCUAGGUUGUUUCUAUCUGUAUUGGUACAUGACGGACCCCUCUGAAAUUAAGUCUGUAUUUAUACACAUUUCUUAUUCAAAACAUUUGAAUAAAACGUUUUGCACCUAG
This is a messenger RNA of Oncorhynchus tshawytscha (Chinook salmon), 1501 nucleotides long. It is a transcript of the gene prrg2, whose product is annotated as proline rich Gla (G-carboxyglutamic acid) 2. Bases 266 to 892 code for a protein of 208 amino acids. The record is from RefSeq and is a predicted model, not a curated record. Lineage: Eukaryota; Metazoa; Chordata; Actinopteri; Salmoniformes; Salmonidae. The transcript has 7 exons. Gene Ontology annotation, cellular component: extracellular region. Gene Ontology annotation, molecular function: calcium ion binding.